AUGGCAAGGCCGUCACCCGUACCACUUCAUCCACUGUCAUUAGCAAGCGACGACGAUGCCGGUGAUCCCCCUCAUCACUUCAUUCCAAGAGUGACGGGGCUUCCCAUAUUUCAGCUGAAUGAAGAGUCGGCAACUGGUGCCUCCCCAUCUGCCGCUGGUGAUAGUCACAUGACGGUGCCCCGACAGCCGACAUUAUUUGAGCGCCGCGAAAAGAGGCAUUGUAACGCCAGUUUUCCUAGUCUAAAUGCGGAGACAUUACAGAGUGACUGCCGUGAAAAUGUUUCGCGGGGUGAAGAUGGAAGCUCUGUCUUUCGUGGGUGGUCGAAGACGAAUAUUGGGAAAAACUUACGUACAUCGUCAAUGCGUGAAGCGGUGAAAAUAUUGAGCUACAACAUCCUAGCACAGCGUUUAGUAAGCACUGACCGGUACCCACAUUGCCCUGUGUUCGCCCUCGCAGAGGAUUACCGGGGAUCCCUCUUGCAAAAGGAGCUACGGAAUGCCUCCCCUGAUAUUAUAGCGCUACAGGAAAUCAGCGUCGAUAUGUUUGAAAGGCCUGAUAUGCUUGGUGGCUGGUUGCGGUCAAACCUUGGGUACGCUGGCGACCAUCUCGUCAUUACGGAUGCGGCAGGGCGUCCAAGGUCUUGGAGCGACAAACUCCACGAGGAUUCAAGGAGUAACUGUACGACUGACGAAACCGAUGUCGCCUCCCCCAAAUUAGAGCGCCAAAAUGCACCGAACACCGCCACUAACUCUUACGACCAGGACGGUUUCUCACAUAGACAUGCAGAGAUGGAGGGAGUCUGCAUUUUUUACCUGAAGAAUCGUUUCGAGCCUUGCGAGGUUGUCCCUAUCCGCUUCAAUGAGAUAGCGGCUGCCGACUCGCGUCUCCUGCCACGCGAACGUCGUUUUCUGCAAGUGUGUUCCCAUAAUGUCGCUCUCAUCACCGUUCUGCGUGAUCGAGUGAUGCCGAACAAAAUCUACGUGGUGGGUACAGUGCACCUCAUCUGGCAACGCACGGAGUGUCAGCUGUGGCAGAUGCACCAUAUACUACAUACGAUGGAGUGUCUAAAGGAAAAGUAUGAAAAAUGUAUUCUGGGGGAGGGAGGUGAUAAGCCGCUUGUUUCGGUCAUACUUUCGGGCGACUUCAACGCGGAACCGAACUCACCACCAGUUCGCUAUGCACUUGAUGGGGCCCCUCCACCGGGGAGCAACGUGGUAAAAUGCUGGCGAGUGCCGGACAGCGAUAGAGAUGCGGAGUACGGUGGAACGGACGGCGGCUCACCUACCGUCAGCAGCAGCAGCGGGGGCGUCGUGGAGGGCGGGAAUCUAGAAGAUACCACACAAAAACAGUACCACAUUACCCACACCAUCAAUCACGGGCUGUCGCUGCAUGACUGUUAUGCCACAUAUCGUGAGCGAUACCCACGACGUGUGUCCGCGGUGAAUCCAUCAACGAACGGAGAGGGCAAGGUGCUUGAUCACAUUUUUCUUGACGAACAGCACGUCGCCUGCACAGCCGUACUCAGGCUCGCCGGGCAUGCAGAGUUACCAAGGAGGGACUGCCCCAGUGAUCACUACCCUGUUGGGGUUAUCAUCGUUCCACGCAGCUUGUUACCGUGA
This is a messenger RNA of Trypanosoma grayi, 1620 nucleotides long. Its product is annotated as endonuclease/exonuclease/phosphatase. The transcript has a single exon. Gene Ontology annotation, biological process: nuclear-transcribed mRNA catabolic process, deadenylation-dependent decay. The record is from RefSeq and is a predicted model, not a curated record. Gene Ontology annotation, molecular function: 3'-5'-RNA exonuclease activity. Gene Ontology annotation, cellular component: mitochondrion. NCBI's taxonomy places the organism in Eukaryota, Euglenozoa, Kinetoplastea, Trypanosomatida, Trypanosomatidae. The coding region runs from base 1 to 1620 and encodes 539 amino acids.